This is a messenger RNA of Prorocentrum cordatum, 321 nucleotides long. Lineage: Eukaryota; Dinophyceae; Prorocentrales; Prorocentraceae. The record is from the annotation of a GenBank genome assembly.
AUGCCUCGAGCACUUCGCGCUCGAGCCGGCGCGGCUGGCGAUAUCUCUGCAGACGUCGCGCGCACGGGGCAUCACAGCGGCAUGGAAGCGCCGGCCGGCAUCGCGAUGCAGACGCCGCAGGGCAUUAGCCCAACGAUGAUGCCGGCAGCGGCGAUGGCCACGCCAGAUUCGGACAUGAAGGUGCUCGUGGACAUGGCCGUCGCCUCCGGCAACCAGGCGGCAGUGGACGCCCUGAUGCGGCAGGCGCAGUCGCAGGGCAUCGCGCCCGAGCACUUCAGCGCGAUGGUCGAGGCGGCCCGGUCGCCGCAGGCAAACUCCUGA